This is a messenger RNA of Seriola aureovittata, 1110 nucleotides long. It is a transcript of the gene pdca, whose product is annotated as phosducin a. NCBI's taxonomy places the organism in Eukaryota, Metazoa, Chordata, Actinopteri, Carangiformes, Carangidae. Gene Ontology annotation, biological process: regulation of G protein-coupled receptor signaling pathway. The record is from RefSeq and is a predicted model, not a curated record. The transcript has 5 exons. Bases 203 to 904 code for a protein of 233 amino acids.
UAUGACUGUCAGCGCUCAGAUGAGUCACAAAUGAUCUUUUCCUCUUGGUUUUGGCCUUUCAUCAGCACUUUAACUGAACCCAGGUGAAAUCCUGAGUGUAUUUAGUUUUGCAUUUAGAUGUUUAGUGAUUCAGCUGCUGCGUGUUUGUGCCCGGUCACGUUCUUUAGUUUGUGUGUUCGGUGUGUUGCAGGCUGCUAGCAGGAUGUCUGUCCAGGAAGAAGAGGACUUACCUGCCAACCACACAGGUCCCAAAGGUGUGAUCAAUGACUGGAGAAGGUUCAAGUUGGACAGCGUGGAUCAGACCGUCCCUCAAAACAAGAGACAGCUGCUGAGACAGAUGUCCAGUCCUCGGGACGAUGACAAGGAGAGACUCAACAGAAAGAUGAGCGUUCAGGAGUACGAGCUGAUCCAGGAAGAGGAUGAGCGCUGCCUGAAACGCUACAGGAAACAGUGUAUGCAGGAUAUGCACGAGCGCCUGAGCUUCGGUCCUCGGUUUGAAGCUGUUCAUGAGCUGGACUGCGGAGAAGCCUUCCUGGAAGUCAUAGAGAAGGAGCACCGGUUGACCCUGGUGGUGGUCCACAUCUACCAGCACGGUGUCAAAGGCUGUGAACAGCUGAACUCUUGUCUGGACUGUCUGGCCUCAGAGUACUCCAGCGUUAAGUUCUGUCGUAUUGAUGCCGUGGCAACAGGUGCAGCUGAGCGCUUCUCCUCCGAGGUUCUUCCUGCCCUGCUGGUGUACAAGGCGGGUGAGCUCCUGGGUAACUUCCUGUCUAUCACCAAACACUUCACCGAAGACUUCUUCGCAACCGAUGUGGAGGCGUUUCUCAACGAAUAUGGUCUCUUACCUGAGAAGGACUUCGCAGCAUGUGCUGAUGACGAGGAUGAAGGAGGGGACGUGGAAUAGAGGGAGAAGGGAGGAAGAGUAGUAUGGGGGGGGGGGGGGGUACAAGCAGAGAAAGAAGAAAGAGGAGAAGGCAGAGCAAAGGACACCUGAAGACAGGAAGUGGGGGGCGACAGUGAAACAUUAUUUCAGUCAGGACACACACAAAGUAAAGAAAGCAUAUUGCAUACAGACACAAUGGACACACACUGAACAUGGGUUGUAUCUAG